Molecule: messenger RNA, 1789 nt
Organism: Pseudogymnoascus destructans
Lineage: Eukaryota; Fungi; Ascomycota; Leotiomycetes; Thelebolales; Thelebolaceae
Exons: 2
Coding region: 252-608 (118 amino acids)
Source: RefSeq, a predicted model, not a curated record
GUAUAUAGUUAGUAGAUUGCCAGUAUAUAGUCAGUAUAUAGUUAGUGUUUUGGAUGGCGUCGCUGUGUUUGUCCCUGUAACUGGCAGUUAACAUGGGAUCCAUGUACGCGCUACGGAAUGCACAUGGUGCUUUCCGUACCAACAAAGUAAUCCGUUCGGAGUGAAAACUCAACUUGCCAUGUGCACAGUCGGUACCGGACAGUAAGGGACCAGCUGUAUCAGCGCAUAGAAGCGGCAGCUGCGUGGAGUUUAUGCACACACAACUGCUUACGAGGUGGUUGGAGUGGGGGGGCAUCAGGGCAAGUCCGACGAGUUCCACCGGUUCAACAGGUUCAACAGGUUCAACAGGUUCAACAGGUUCAACAGGUUCAACAGGUUCAACAGGUUCAACAGGUUCAACAGGUUCAACGACUAGGUCGGCGCUAGAAGAGGCACCGAAGGCUGUGAGCCCAUCCUGUCCUCGCCGAGCCAUCCCCACCCCCGCUGACCGCCGCUCCAAGGCAAUUGCCCCCGAUUCAAGAGGAUGGGGGAUGGGAGGGAGGGAGGACAAGAAAUCCUUCUCUGAAUCAUGCCGUGCUCUCAGUCGAUGCUUUGUUCGGACAAGCUGACGUUGGAAGCAGUCCUCGUCCUCGCCGCUCCGUUGUCCCCGCGUCCUCGAGCGCCAUCUCCCAUCUUUGGCUCCAGCCGCCCACGCAACCGAGCACCAGUACCCUCUUUCCCCGACGCACGCUACUGUACAGUACUGUACUGCCUUCCUUUGUACUUUGUACGUAUGUCAGCGUCAGCGGUGGAGGGAUGUGCGGAAUCGACCGCCAGAUGGACCACGGGGGAGCACCGCGAGGGAGGCGCGGUCCUGGUCUGUUCUGGCCGGCUUGGGAGACGGGCUGGCAAUUGACAGUUUCACUAUUUCCUGAGCACUGGUUGGUGGGUUUGAGAUUGAUUCCAGCAGUCCGCCGGACGCCGAAACCAUAACCGCGACCGCCGUUCGAUCUCGGCGCUUUUGAUCAGAUAGUGUCAUCAUCACGUCGCGCUACUGUGCCUGCUGGUUCUGCGCGAUGGGGGGUGCGGCUGCGCCAUGAUUGACAGAUAGGUGAUCCAUGCAUGGACAAGGAGAGAUGACAGUCUAUCGCGCAAGUCCAGCACUUGUACCAUACCGUGUAGCAAAGUCGAGUACGUGCCAUGGUACGUGAUAUACCGAUAGACGUCACAGCGAGUACUUGCCUGUCGCAUGUGGUGGUCCAAGGUCUCAUCAAGUCUCCUUCGCUCCUGCUGCAGCCAUUAUAGGCCAUUAUAGAGGACUAUUCAGCAUAGAUAUAGUAACAACUGAGCGCUAGGUACAUGGCGAUACUUACAGAGCGACUAGAAAGACCCCCGAAUAAACCCUAGAACCAUCGCCGAAUCAUCCCAGACGGACCUUGUACUCUGGGAACGUUACAUGCCUUUGCUGGGGAUAGUCUAGUGUUGGAGACGGUGAACAAAAGAUUAAGGGGGUGGUGUAGGGAGGGGCCGUAUGGAUUCUAUAGUACUAUACAGUGCUCUACAGUCAUAAUCCGUCAAGUCGAUAGCUCGGGUGCCGUAAAUACCAUCGAGAUAGCGAGAUAUCGAACGUAUUUUGGUAGUGGACAGCUGUCUUGUGCGUCAGCCCCGAGUGGAUGCUGCACUGUUGCGCUGCGUUGGCUGGGACUGCUACUCUACAUCAGAUUUGAAAUAAUAAGACCGAGGCCACUAGAAAGGCCGCGCUCGUGGUGAUCUGGUGGUGGUGGGUGGUGGGCGGAACAACUGCGAGAUC